UCCUCCAUCACCAGUGUGGCAACAUGGCUACUAAGCAGACCGAGGAUGCACCCAGGGACAUGACUGACAAGAGCCGAUGCAGCGGACUCAUGGUGAGGAUCAGGAAGUUCAACCCCAGGGAAGUUUUCACCUGGCAGCUGGCCAAGACGUUGGCCAUGGGUCAGGGCCUGGCUGGGCUCAUCUGUGGGACGGCCAUCAGUUCCCAGUACCUGGCCACAAGCUUCCAUGUGAACACACCGAUGCUGCAGAGCCUCCUUAACUACACCCUGCUGUGUGUCACCUACACCACCAUGCUGCUCUGCAGAACAGGGGAUGGCAAUAUUUUACAGAUACUGAAGAGGCGAUGGUGGAAGUAUCUUCUGCUGGGACUGGUGGAUGUGGAAGCCAACUAUGCUGUGGUUAAAGCCUACCAAUAUACCACUCUGACCAGUAUACAGCUGCUGGACUGCUUUGUGGUCCCAAUCCUGAUGAUCCUGUCCUGGUGGGUUUUGAAGGCACGCUACAGGCCAAUCCACUAUGUAGCCGUCUCCAUCUGUCUCCUUGGGGUAGGGGCCAUGGUGGGAGCUGACCUGCUGGCUGGGCGAGACCAGGGCUCCACCUCAAACAUCCUGCUCGGCGAUGGUUUGGUGCUGCUCAGUGCUUCACUCUACGCUGUGUCUAAUGUGUGUCAGGAAUACAUGGUAAAGAACCACAGCAGGGUGGAGUUCCUGGGCAUGGUCGGCCUCUUCGGCACAAUUUUCAGCACCAUACAGAUGGUGAUCCUGGAACGUAAUGACGUUGCUGCCAUCCAGUGGAGCUGGCAAGUCGGGCUCCUGUUCUCUGCAUAUGCGCUGUGCAUGUAUGCUCUGUACAGCUGUAUGCCCAUAGUGAUAAGACUGAGCAGUGCCACCUCCGUCAACCUCUCCCUGCUCACUGCCGACCUCUUCAGCCUCUUCUGUGGUAUCUUCCUCUUCCAGUAUAAUUUCUCUGGGCUCUACCUGGUCUCACUGGUGGUCAUCCUCAUUGGCUUCAUCACCUUCAAUGCCGUGCCAACACCCACUGACCGCACAGAGCCCACCACCUCCUCCUCCAUCUGCGAGGAAUGUUACUACGAAAACCCUGUGGCUGCUCAGAAUGACAUCACCAAGCAGGAGGUGGCCGUGACAAUCACCACUGAGGGGGGCCAUUAUGAAGAGGAUCAGCAGGGGGAUGGAAAGAAGGAGAAGGAGUGGGAAGGAGAGGAUAGGAGGAAGAGGAGGAGGAGGAGAAGGAAGAAGAGACCUUCAUUGCCAUCACAAAGCCUCAAACCAGGCGAUGAUGUAGAUGUUGGACGCAGCACUAAAAUGUGAACUACAGCACGAAAACCUGUCAAUAUGUCAUAUGUAUUUAAAAAUAUGAAAUACGAAGGAGAAACAAAAAAGAAGACAUAUAAGAAAAGAAUAAAAAAAGGAAAGGAAAGAUACACAUUAAAACAAACUAAACAGUGGUACACAUCAUGUCUAAAGUUCUGUUGUUCAGGAGUCCUCCAACAUGUCCUGAGGGAAGUCCAGAAAUUCAUCUGUUGCAUAUGUUCAUUGUUACCAACAGAGAGAGUCAGCUGCCUGACAGCUCUUUUACCCACUGGCUGUAUUUUUUCUUCUGGUUAGUUACUUUUCGGAUUCAGAUUAUUAUUACAAAAUGUAAAUCAACUCAUGAAUUGUGAUUUAUCAUUAUAGCUACAUACAAUGACCUCCACCAUGUGUCGAAUCUUCACAUUGUCACUGACAAUUUUGUUUUGUCAGUGACCUACAUGUAUAGUUUAAACUCUAUCAGGAGGUUCCUUACAUGUUUCUUUUCCAUAAGAACCAUCAAGCACAUUCCAUCAUCUCCCAUGACAAUGGGAAUCCACUCCUUCCAAUGCAAGAGAGAGUACCCCAAACAGAUGAAACACGCUGUCAUUUAUAGAACAUUAUUUUAUUUUUUUCAAACCAGGUAAUGGUGAGAAAAGAGUACGAGUAAGAAAAAUCUACAAUCAGCCUUCACAGUGACGAUGUAACUGAUCUAAAUAGUAAUUUUAUAGAAAGCGUUUGCCAAGAUUAAAAAUCUUAAACCUAUUGUUCUUUUGUUUCUGCUGAUUCAUUUGAAUCUGUCACUCUAUUCAUUCAUACUUUUUGGUAAUUUGAAAUGGUGGGGAUGGUCCAGAGAUAUUUUAUAUUUAAAAUCAAUUGUAUUUUGAUUUUACAGGUAAUGCUGAUAUAUUUUGAUUGUUGUGUGUGCAUGGAGUGUUUUGUUUACUGUAAUAUUUGAUUUAUAUUGUCUAAUGUAGAAUAUGAUUUAUAUUGUGUAUAGUUGUGUUUAGAUAUGGUGCAACUACUUUUUGAUGACCAAUACAGUCAAUUUGAAACAACCCUUCUUUUCUUUUUCAUCAAUCUACAAUAGGUUAGUAGUGGAAAAAGACCAAAACCAACAAAACCUGGGGGACAAAGCCUUUGGGAUAUUAAUUGAACCUUUAAAAGGUUCUAUAUAGAACCAUUCUGUUUAGCAACAAAGAACCCCGGGGUACUUUUAAAUUUAUCCUCUGAAAUGGUUCUAUAGCCACCAUAUUCCUAGCCCCUAUGAUACCUUGUGUAAAUUAUGGGUGCAACUUCCGGCGCUGAACCAAAACCUACGAUUUUCAAUGGCAAAAUUGUGUUUACAGUACUCUAUUCUUCUUUCCAAGAGCAAUUGGGAAAUAAAAUGUGGAACACACCUUCUGUUAUAGCUCAAACAGGAUUAUGUGAUCAUACCUCUGCCAUCUCUGACAGCCAUCUCAAAGCAUUGUUUUGUUCUCCUUUUCAAUCAAGCACGCUAGCAAUUAGCUUGCCUUGCUCUGGUAAAAUAUUUAACAUUAACAUUGCAGAAUAUCUGCUCCUUCUAAAGAUGAUUUAUAAUUUCUUUUUUUAUAUAUAUAUUUUUUGGGGCAUUUUUUGCCUUAUUUGGUAGGAUAGUGAAGUGUGAAGGGAGGAGAGAGAGAGAGGGAGAAACAUGCAGCAAAGGGCCUCAGGCUGGAGUCGAUCCUGGGCCGCUGCGGCAACAGCCUUGUACAUGGGGCGCCUGCUCUACCACUAAGCCACCAACACCCCAGUUGAUUUAUGAUUUCUAAUGACUUAUUGAGAGGUACUAACACAUGUGGCAAACAUUUGACAUAAUUCAGUAUCAACUGUAGCUCCAUGUAAAGUGAAUAAAUGUGAUGUUUCCCAGCUAAUCCUCCGCUUGUC
Messenger RNA from Epinephelus fuscoguttatus (brown-marbled grouper), 3215 nucleotides. RefSeq names its product solute carrier family 35 member F2-like. The coding region runs from base 24 to 1328 and encodes 434 amino acids. The record is from RefSeq and is a predicted model, not a curated record. Lineage: Eukaryota; Metazoa; Chordata; Actinopteri; Perciformes; Serranidae. Gene Ontology annotation, biological process: transmembrane transport. Gene Ontology annotation, molecular function: transmembrane transporter activity. Gene Ontology annotation, cellular component: membrane. The transcript has 8 exons.